Helobdella robusta is the source of this 510-nucleotide messenger RNA. RefSeq lists its product as hypothetical. Lineage: Eukaryota; Metazoa; Annelida; Clitellata; Rhynchobdellida; Glossiphoniidae. The coding region runs from base 1 to 510 and encodes 169 amino acids. The record is from RefSeq and is a predicted model, not a curated record. The transcript has a single exon.
AUGGCUGGGAACAAUACCACCGCCUGUGUUACAAGGCUAGACGCUACGUCCAUCAGAUUGAGUUUGGGUUUGAGGCUUGGUUUGCCAAUCGUUUCUAAAUAUAUAUGCUUAAGUAGAUCGAAUGUUUGUCCGCUUGGUUAUCACUGUCUCUUAUGUAAGCUUGACUCAGGCAGGCAAGCUCGUCACCUUGCCAUGAAUAAUUAUUUGUUUCGUUUGUUUCAGAAAGCAAAUAUCCCCGCCAUCAAGGGCCCGGCCGGUUUUAUACCUGAUAAUAAUUUUAGACCGGAUGGUUCUAGUGUCUCAGAAACUUCGUCUGACCUGGAACGUUACGUUUCUUCACACAUUGACAAGAAAUAUAUUAAUUACACAUCCAUAGAAUCAGGAUCGGCUGUUUUAAAAGAGGCUGAUUUUAAAAAUAAAAAAUAUAAAAACUUGACUAAUUAUACAAAAAUUUUUAUCAAUGUCUGCAUUGAAGCAUCCGGCCCAGUUGACAAGAACACAAUUUACUGA